This is a messenger RNA of Portunus trituberculatus (swimming crab), 875 nucleotides long. RefSeq lists its product as uncharacterized. The record is from RefSeq and is a predicted model, not a curated record. The coding region runs from base 446 to 805 and encodes 119 amino acids. NCBI's taxonomy places the organism in Eukaryota, Metazoa, Arthropoda, Malacostraca, Decapoda, Portunidae. The transcript has 6 exons.
GGUGAGCGUUUGCGCGGUACAAAACAGGUGGCAGAUUGGCUGCUGGUAGGCUCAGCUGAUCGCUACUCGCUAGACAACCACAACAAUUCACUGCUCUGGCACGUGUUUGCAUCCUUUUACUGAUACAGCGAUGCACAGUUGACGUUAUCAACAAUGUCUUGCAAGAUUGUCUUGCCCUCCUUUGGUGUGGCAUCAUUGACACACAUGCAUGUUGAUAUGUUCAAGCUUCAUCCUCCCUGAAGAAUGGACCAGGACUUUACAGGCUAAGGAGACAUCCUGUCUGAAAACCCACCCAUUAGGGAACCGUUACCCUGAACAAGGAAGCCCUACCUUCACUUGGACCAUGGCCAGGAUUCAAACCCGUGUGCUUGGAGAUCCCUCGGCCCCAAAAGUACUAUAUUGAGUGUAUGGACUACUUAUUCUCCAGAAACAAGCAAGUUGAAAGAUGCUUCUGCCCACGAAGUUGAAUUUGGCAGGGAAUGGUACAAGGUCAAGAGAGCUGGUGGACAUUGCUAUAAAGAGAGGACUCGAUUGCAACUCAAGCUUUACCCUUGGGAAAACUGACAAUUUUAUCCCACAUCUUGAUUUAGCAAGUCCAUGCUGCACUAGAAGAAGAAAACGAAGAAAGCGUCUGGCUCUGACAGCUCCAUCUGACUCUGCACUGCCGUCCAUUGACUCUAUUGACUCAGCCCUGUCAUGUUUUCUGCCUUACUCACCAUCUCAGCUGUCAAGCAACCCCCCUGACUCACCACACAGGCUUUUGGAGAUCCAGCAGCACACUGCACACUGCACACUGCUUUCAUAAAUGUAUGUGCAGAGUGUAAGACUGAGAGUGGCAAGGAUGGAAGAUGCUUCAACAUUCACAGCAUCAUUGU